This is a messenger RNA of Ananas comosus (pineapple), 505 nucleotides long. RefSeq lists its product as uncharacterized. The transcript is spliced from 3 exons. The record is from RefSeq and is a predicted model, not a curated record. The coding region runs from base 85 to 402 and encodes 105 amino acids. Lineage: Eukaryota; Viridiplantae; Streptophyta; Magnoliopsida; Poales; Bromeliaceae.
UUGGGAAGAAUUGUGCGUGAUCGCAACAUUUGUCCUCUACGAGUGCACUCAUGGAAGGAAAUCGAUGUUGAAGAGAAGAAACAUAUGUGGGCCGCUGUGACGGACAAAUUUAAGCAUGAGAAAAUGGAGGAUUAUCGUGAUGAAAUCUUGGCUCAUAUGAAUGAUUUGUGGAAUAAGUGGAGGGGGGAUUUGCAUCGCAAAUUUGUGAAGCCUUGUAAGACUAUACAAGAAACUCUAAAACAAAUUCCUGAAGGUGUUGAUCGAGGAGAUUGGGAAUGGCUAGUUAAACAGCAUUUUUCAAGUGAAAAAUUUAUGGCAGCAAGUAAACGAAACUCAAACAAUAGGGCAAAAUUAAGUAUGCCUCACCGUACAGGUAGUAAGCCAAUUCGACAAGUUAUAUGAAAAAAGGUACUUAAGAUCUUACAUUGUACAUUUUCCAAUAUUCUUAAUGGAUGAUGAAAUUUGUUGAUGUUAAUUUGUUUAUCUUAAAAGGGAGGAAAAGUUG